Messenger RNA from Dimorphilus gyrociliatus, 1105 nucleotides. The record is from the annotation of a GenBank genome assembly. NCBI's taxonomy places the organism in Eukaryota, Metazoa, Annelida, Polychaeta, Dinophilidae.
GAUGGAUAAAUUUAAUAGAUCAGUAAUCGUUUCUGGAGAUAACAUACCUUUUGACAUAAUCGGAAUUCAUGGACCUAAUUUACUGAAAAAUAAUUUACAUUAUACAUUUGAUUGUUUAACACAAUUUCGAAGUGACUUGAGAAAAUAUUUAUCCAUAAAGAAAUAUGGAGAUUGCUUGUUUACCUUCACCUAUAAACUUAACUAUACUUCUUGCAUGAAAGAUUACUAUUCCAACUUUUUAUGUGAACGUACUCGUGAUCUUACUCUUCUUCCAGAGAAUUUCUCGUACAAUAGUCUUGAUGUUAAAGGGUUUUCUUCCUGUCCGAAAGGGUUUUUCGCCUGUAAACCCGAAAAUUUUUGUAUUAGUAUUGUCCAAGUUUGUGAUGAGAUUCCUGAUUGCCCAACUGCCAACGAUGAACUAAAUUGUAGUGGUUCUAUUGAAUUUAUUUGCGAAAAUAUGGAAAGAGUGCCAAUGACUUCCCUAUGUAACCAUCGGAUUGAUUGUUCUGAUAACAGUGAUGAAAAACAUUGUGAAUUUAAUUGCUUAAACAGCAAUUUUCAAUGUAAAACUGGUAAAUGUAUACCAAUGAGACAAUUUUGUGAUUCGGAGAUCAAUUGCAUAGAUAGAAGUGAUGAAGACUGCAAAGAAAAUUGUACCACUUUCUUUUGUGAAAAACGUUGUCUAAGAGACAAAAACAUUUGCGAUCUGAAACAAGACUGCACAAAGGAAGCAGCAGAAAAGGACGAAAUUCCAGAGCAAUGUUUUAAGGGAUAUUAUAGAAACUUUUCCAAAAAAAAUUUCCUGAAGUCGGGUUGUGAUCCAUUGCAACCCGAAAAACAAAUAUUUAUCAGACAUCAUUAUAACAAAUCAAGUAGUGAAACUUUUUGUAGGGUAAAAUAUGACUCAAUGGGAGAGCUUAUAACAAAACCACAUUAUCCAUUUGAAGAAUUACGGGAAUGUUUACAUAUCAAAUGUAAACAACACGAAUAUCAAUGUCGAGACAAAAAUUAUUGCAUAUCGUUGGAAAAUGUUUGCGAUGGAAUAAGUCACUGUUACUUUAGCGACGAUGAAAUAGCUUGUGGUAUAAAUAAUUCUCAUUUGUAA